UUGUUCCACUAUUGCUCAUUUGCUAACCAUCUGAAUCUCUUUCUGAUAUCCGAUCGCCUUUUUCUCUCCCCUUUUUUUGAUUUUCAUCAAAUCUAAUCAAAAUGGGAGAGGAGAAACCAAAGCUAAUCGGUGGUGUGUGGCCGACCGUUAAGCCGUUUAUCAAUGGCGGAGCAUCUGGUAUGCUUGCUACCUGUGUCAUCCAACCCAUCGAUAUGAUCAAGGUGAGAAUCCAAUUGGGUCAAGGAUCUGCUGGCGAUGUGACAAAGACUAUGUUGAAGAAUGAGGGAGUCGGUGCCUUCUAUAAGGGUCUUUCUGCUGGAUUACUUAGACAAGCUACAUACACAACAGCCAGACUUGGUACAUUCAGGAUUCUAACAAACAAGGCACUUGAAGCCAACGAUGGAAAGCCACUACCUUUAUAUCAAAAAGCUCUCUGUGGACUGACAGCUGGCGCAAUCGGAGCCUGUGUAGGAAGCCCUGCUGACCUGGCACUCAUCCGUAUGCAAGCUGAUGCCACACUACCCUUAGCCCAACGUCGUAACUACACAAACGCAUUCCAUGCUCUCUACAGAAUCACUGCAGAUGAAGGAGUUUUAGCUCUCUGGAAAGGUGCGGGUCCCACUGUAGUUAGGGCAAUGGCAUUGAACAUGGGCAUGCUUGCUUCCUAUGAUCAAAGUGUUGAGUUCUUCAAAGACAAUCUUGGCUUUGGUGAAGCUGCUACAAUUGUAGGGGCGAGUUCUAUAUCUGGGUUCUUUGCUGCUGCGUGUAGUUUACCCUUUGACUUUGUGAAAACACAAAUACAGAAGAUGCAACCUGAUGCUACAGGGAAAUACCCGUAUACAGGAUCUCUAGAUUGUGCCAUGAAAACACUCAAAGCUGGAGGACCUUUCAGAUUCUACACAGGGUUUCCAGUAUACUGUGUUAGGAUUGCGCCACAUGUCAUGAUGACGUGGAUUUUCUUGAACCAAAUUCAGAAGCUGGAGAAGAAGGCUGGAUUAUAAUUUUUUUUAAUUUAGUGGGAAGAUUAUGAGGAAAUAAUACGACUUUGGCUUUUCUGUGUUGUACUGGUUGCGGAUUUUUGGUUGCUUACACCUUCAAGUGAGUUUAUACUUUUUUGGAAUGAAUGAAAGCUUAGAAUUGUUGUAAUGACAUUUGAAUUGAAGUACAAUUGUUUUAGGGUUGUAGGGGAUUUGAUUAAUCUGGGGUUAGCAAGAAUCCAGUUUCUGGGUCAAAACUCAAAAAUCAAAAUGUUGUUUUGAGCAAAUAAAAAACAUGUACUUGAGAAUUUUGGAUUGGGUUCGAGUUUUUUGCUUGAUUAAUUCUCAAUUUGAGAUUUAUUA
Lactuca sativa (garden lettuce) is the source of this 1340-nucleotide messenger RNA. Its product is annotated as mitochondrial dicarboxylate/tricarboxylate transporter DTC. The record is from RefSeq and is a predicted model, not a curated record. NCBI's taxonomy places the organism in Eukaryota, Viridiplantae, Streptophyta, Magnoliopsida, Asterales, Asteraceae. Gene Ontology annotation, biological process: transmembrane transport.